Messenger RNA from Pocillopora verrucosa, 1197 nucleotides. Lineage: Eukaryota; Metazoa; Cnidaria; Anthozoa; Scleractinia; Pocilloporidae. The record is from RefSeq and is a predicted model, not a curated record.
AUGGCAGCGCCUUUCAUCCUUCCGGCAAAACUGCUCCUUCAGGAUCUGUGCAGAAAGAGUUUGGGUUGGGAUGAUGAGAUUCCCAGCGACUACCUAUCUCGUUGGCGUGUGUGGCUAAAUGGUCUACCGAAACUUUCCCAGAUGUCAAUGGGCCGGUGCGUUAGGUGUGGAUCUGGUAACAUUGUGUCAAGUGAGAUUCACCAUUUCUGUGAUGCCUCUCAGUCGGCCUUUGGAGCUGUUUCGUAUCUUCGACAGGUUGACUCCGAUGGCCAAAUCAACUGUUCUUUCCUUCUCAGAAAAUCUCGUCUCGCCCCUUUAAAACAGGUCACUAUCCCACGUUUAGAGUUAGCGGCCGCCAAUAUGUCCAUCCGUUUAAACAAAGUAUUGAAGAAGGAGUUGGAGAUUCCGAUUGAUGCAAUCACUUUCUGGUCUGAUAGCAUGACUGUGUUGCGUUACAUUGGAAACGAAUCCAAGCGCUUCCACACUUAUGUCGCCAACCGUGUCGCCUUCAUUAGAGAGGAUUCCAGUCCCUCACAGUGGAGACACAUCGACUCAAAGUCUAAUCCUGCAGAUGAUGCUUCACGAGGAGUUACUGCAGAGUCCUUCACUAAGAAUGACCGCUGGAUAAAGGGGCCGGCGUUUCUGAGAAGAUUUGUGAUGAGGAGAAAAGUGUCAAAGGAGAAUUGUUUGGAUACUGCUGACGUAUCUGGAACGAAAUUGGUGACAAACGCAGAGCUGGAAGAAGCCGGAAAAGAGAUUAUCAAGUUCGAGCAGAAUCGCACCUUUGCAGAAGAAUUAGAAGCCGUUAAGGGAGGUAAAUGCGUCAAGGGGUCAAGUGCACUCGCAAGAUUAGAUCCGAUCUUGACCGAUGGUCUUCUUCGUGUUGGCGGGCGCCUUAGCAGGGCUACCCUAUCAGACGACUCUAAGCAUCAGAUUAUCAUUCCUAAAGAUUCUCAUCUAGCUCGUCUGCUUGUGAACCACUUUCACCAGAAAAGCGGCCAUUCUGGUAGAGAAUAUGUCCUGGCUCUGUUGCGCGAACGUUUCUGGUUGAUUCGUGCCAACUCUACUGUUAGAAGUGUGCUUUCAUCCUGCUUUGAUUGCAAACGACGACAAAGUCCUGUUGGAGAACAAAAGAUGGCAAAUCUGCCUCGGCCUCGAGUUACACCAGAUCAACCCCCUUCACGUGCGUGGGGAUAG